AUGCACUGCUCUCACCAUGUCUUCUGCAACGAAACACGCUACGUUCUUGGAAACCCCGUCUGGAGGUUCCUCUUCAACGCCUCCUUCCCGAAUACAGAGUUCUUCCCCGGGGCAGGCGCAUACCAUGCCAUGGAGAUCCAGUUCUUCUUCGGGGCGUAUAAACAGGAGAAUGCGACGGAUUUCCAGCGUGAGGUAGGUUGGGUCAUGCAGAAGGCGUGUGUGGAUUUUGCAAAGGAUCCAACGCAGGGUCCAGGAUGGGCGCAGGUUCCAGAGAUUGGGGUUUUUCGGGUCUGGAGUUACGCCGUAUGUUAG
This is a messenger RNA of Aspergillus calidoustus, 312 nucleotides long. NCBI's taxonomy places the organism in Eukaryota, Fungi, Ascomycota, Eurotiomycetes, Eurotiales, Aspergillaceae. The record is from the annotation of a GenBank genome assembly.